CUGACGACUGCCACGCUUAUUACUUUCAUUUCCACGCCCUUUCUCUAACCUGCUUCAGAGUAAUUGAUAUCGUUAUCAAGCUAGCGACUGGAAAUCCACCAAGACGAAGAAGACAGCUCGCUAUACCCAAGUCUCCAUAACAGUUUCAGAAUGGACACCGAAACCCCACCAGACAUUAGUUAAGCCUGUCUCAGUAUAAAAAGCAGCUUGUUGGAUCUCUCGUGGAAUCCUGUAUGUGUUUAUUUAGUAACACUGGAAUGAAUGAGUUGAAGGGUAGAACAUGUUGAGGUGACCGAAAUGGAGGCCAAGACGAUGUAAGUUACGGAGGGAAGGGAAUUCCUGGGGGGGGAAAGCAGCUGUUUAUGGAGGUUAAGUGAAAUACAGGAAUCAGAUAUUGACUGAGACGAAAAUUAAAAAAAAAAAUAAGUAAAAAAGAAAUGGAGUGUGGAGAAACUUUGGUGGCAGACCUGGAGCUGGACCCAGACAUCGUAAGCGAGGAGGCGGGAAAAUUGUACUCUGAACUCCAGUCCGUUGUGGAGACUCAUGGAGCAGAUGUGGUUGAAUCACUGCUGCCCAUCUUGGUGUGGGUUCUUGAAGGGCUCGCCAGCUGUCGGGCUCAGCUGAGAGAGCGCGAAGAGGCCGUGGAGAAGGAGAAAGGAGAGAGGGAAGAGCUGCUGGAGAGGUAUGAGAGAGAGAGAACACUGCGGAGGGAGAGCCAGGAGCGCUAUUUGGAGUUAGAUGAUCAGUUUGAGCAGGAGAGGAGGGCAAUGCGUGGAAGAGACAAGGAGCGAGAGAAGCGAGAAAGAGACCUGGAGAAGAAAGCCAGAGAGCAAGCUGAUCAGAUGGUGGCUUUGGAGGAGCAGAGAACCAGUCUGGGCAGAGAGUUAAACACGUUGAAACACACACAUAGCAAGUUAGUCCUGACAUAUCGGGAUCUGCUGGAAAAGAAAAAGGAGUUGGAGAGAGAAGGAUCCCCUCUAAGAAAUCGCAUUCGCUCCAAAAGUACAGAGCCACCUGACGAAAAUGCAGCCAUCCAGUGUGAGGUGACGCCUGAAGUUGCCUCCAAUGCCAAAAUAUCAGAAAUUCCAGCUUCCACAGACACUAAAGUGAACGAAACUGGAACUAUAAAUAAUUCAUUUUUUAUCAAUGACAUCAUAAGUUCUACUCCAGAGCUGGCUCAGCUGCAGGGCCUUGUUGAAGCAAGCACUCCCCUUCGAACAGAGAGUGGAGAACCAGCCUGCAGUCUAGAGGAAGAGGUCAGACCGGAGACAAGAGGUGAGGAUGAAGAGGAAAGCAAUCAGGAAGAUGAAAAAGAGGAAAAAGAACAGGACUUGGACAGUUUGGAGUGGGAGAUGAGGAACACAGAUUCUGUGUUUUCUGAGCUCUCAGAACUCAGUCAGGAAUACGUGGAGAGUGUGGACCAUGGAGUCAGUGUGAGAGGCAGCACAGUCCAGUUUGAGGAGAUUCUUUCACAGUAUGAGGAACUGAAACAUACCCAUGAGAUGGUAGAUGCUGCUCGUAAGGCUCUUAUUUCUCGUGUCGAGGAACUGACAAAUGAGAGGUCUGCUCUGAACUUGGAGCUCACUUCCUGUCAGGAAACCAUUAACCGACUGGAGAGCAGAACCAAGGAGAUGGAAGAGGAGACCAAAAGGCUCCGCAAAGAACUGGAAGCAGCACAGGCUGAGGACUCUGACGCUUCUUUGCCUACUUCACACCGUCGGUUCUCUCGUUCAGAGAUGGCUCGAGUGGUCAUGGAGAAGAACCAGUAUAAAGAGCGGUUGAUUGAACUACAGGAUGCUCUUCGGCGGACUCAGGCUCAUGGAGUUACUAAGAAUGAAAAGAUCCCAGAUGACAAGAAGAGCAGUGUGUGGAAGAGGUUUAACCGUUUUCUUGGUUUGACAAAGGACCAGCUGGCUCCAGCUGCUUUGGCACCAGCUGCUUUGGCUCAAGCUGCUUUGGCCCUUCCUGUGCCCCCUCCCACUUCCUCACCAGUGGGCUCGCCUCAUAAGUUAUCUGUCAGUGUGUCCCAGACAGAAGAUUCGAUAUCUCCCAGGCUGAGGAGGAGAGAGCUGUACCGGGAGAUCCGCUCUCAUGUGUGGCGAACUCUGGGAAAAAGACAGGUGCAUGGCUGGAGCGUGCCUCUUUCUCACACUGACACACAGAACACUGAGCAGCUUCUGGAGCCUAAAGACUUGCCUGUCCUCACACAGUUGCGUUUGCUUGACCAAAGAGAUGCUUCUGCUAAGCUGACCUGUGCCGUAGCAGUCCCACCAGAGGUGUCAGGAGAACAGAACUGUUCUGUCUGGGCGAUCACUGGACCCGCCUCCAGUAGUGAUGUCACAGUGAUUGACCCAGCACGGUCCAAUACCAUCCUGGAUCAGUUCAGCCUUCCGCCCACCUCUCCAGCUCUGUGCAUUUGUGCUGUACCUCCUACUGGAGAAACAUCUGGGACUGUGUGGAUUGGAACACAGGAUGGAGGCGUGCUUGUUCAUUCAGCCUCUGGAUCUAGGAGGCGAUGUUUGCAGUCAGUCAGUCUCUCAGAAGGGGUGCAUUCACUUACAUUCUCACCAGAUCAGGUGAUUGCUGGAUUAAGCAAUGGAAUGCUUGCAUUUUUCAGCUACAGUUCUGGUGGAUGGAAUCUUCAUUCUCAUGAAGUACUUUCACUGGGCAUAACUCCUUUGCAGCCCAUUCGCUGUUGCCUAGCAAAAAGUGGUUGUCUCUGGGUGGGAUACUGGAACAAAGUAUUGAUGAUUGAUGUCCAAAAUAGGAAAGUGGAGAAAUCAUUCACAGUGUCACAUCGAAGCGAACAGCAGGUUCGCUUCCUGUGUGCAGCAGGAAGUGGAGUUUGGGCUUCCUGCCGGCUGGAUCCCACCCUCAGGCUCUUUGAUUGGACAACUGGCCGACCACUACAGGAAGUUGAUAUUUCAUCAAUGAUAACCAAAGCUUUAGGCACUGCGUUCCUGUCCCUUUCACCGCUUCAAAUCUCUGCCCUGUCUGUGGUCAGUGGGCGGUUAUGGGUGGGCACAGGAAAUGGUGCUAUUUUCUCCAUCGCAUUGUCACUCAGUUCUGAGUCGUCUAUCCCUUAUUGCACUUUAGCUUCAGCUCACCUGUGCUUUCAUGGCCACCGUCAAGCAGUUAAAUUCAUCAUCUCAGCUCCAGGCUGCCGUGGUUCUUCUGUUACAGCAGAAGGUUCUGCCUCCACCUCUCAUCUCAUUCUCAGUGGUGGAGAAGGCUACAUCAAUUUCCGUAUUGGUGAUGAAGGUAGCGAUGGACUUGGUGAGACUGUCCCACAGAGAUCAGAACGAAGUCAUGUGAUCAUCUGGCAGAGCCCGACUCAGUCAGUUCCUAGCUCCUCCCUUUGAUAGUCAUUUUUUCUGUCUAUAUGUUUAUAUGUAUAUAUCACUUAUCAUUUAGUGUUUUUGUUUACUCAGAAGCACACUUUACAUGUUUGCCUUGUUGUGCACUUAUGUGUCCGCCCCUUCUCCAAGUUAUUGCCUUUGAAAGAACAAGGAACGGUAUUAAGUGACGCGACUGUUGAUAACCGACAUGUGUAUUACUUUAUAUUGCAAUCAGAAUGAAUGAGCUAGAAAAGGUGCAAAAAGAGUAAGAUAAAAUAUUUUGGUAUAGUCAAGGCCAUAUUUGUUAGAGCCUUCUGUCAUAUUGUGUGCUAUCAAAUGUAUGCAGUGCAGUUUUGUUUUUCAUUUACGGUUCUGACACUCAGCUGUAGCCAACUGUUUGGUAACUGUUGUAUUUUUUGCUGAUGUUUUGUUUCCUAUCAUACUAGUUGGCUGCAAAAAUGAUUCUGAGCAUUCAGACAGAGCAUCUCAUAGACUUGUAUCUGUACUUGAAAUUUUGGGAGCCACAUCAUCCUCUGUAAAAGGACCUUUUUAAUUAAUUUCUUAGCAGGUUUAUUUACAAUUGUCAAACCACGUAAAUAUGAAUGUGAAAAUGGUCAGGUGAGCUACAGCUGCUAAUUCACACUAGCCUUUGUGAUGAGUCUGAGCAAACAGAGCUCAAGUCAGCCAUCAUUAUGGAGAGCAUAUCUAAAUAUCUGCUCCGUGUUGAUAUAAUGUGUGAAUGAUUUUAAUGUGAUCUGUUAUGUAAGUACGGAUUAGGAAAUGCACCCUGGGUUGAUCAAAAUAUUUUUAAUACUUGGAACAUCUUUAGUAUUCUUGUAAAGAGACAUGUGAUAUUUGCCUCAAGAGAUUUGCAUGAGGGUUUCAGUAUUCAGAAAGUGUAUUUGAAAGAAUAUGUCUACACUUGAAUGUUAAUUAUUGAAAACUGGAAAUAGUCACUAAUUUGACAUAUGUCAACAUGUCAGACUGUAUUCUUAAAAUUUAAUUUACUUUUGUAAAUACAAUAUUUAUUAAAAUGCAUUCUAAUAUU
Ictalurus furcatus (blue catfish) is the source of this 4386-nucleotide messenger RNA. Its product is annotated as C-Jun-amino-terminal kinase-interacting protein 4. Lineage: Eukaryota; Metazoa; Chordata; Actinopteri; Siluriformes; Ictaluridae. Gene Ontology annotation, cellular component: cytoplasm. The record is from RefSeq and is a predicted model, not a curated record. The transcript is spliced from 29 exons. Gene Ontology annotation, molecular function: kinesin binding; signaling receptor complex adaptor activity; JUN kinase binding. Gene Ontology annotation, biological process: vesicle-mediated transport. The coding region runs from base 438 to 3362 and encodes 974 amino acids.